CACCACUCUCCUGUGUUCGUACGUCAUUUCUGGUCUGAUCAAGGACAGAUCUCGAGAAAAAACAAUUUGGCCUCUACCCAAAUCGACAGGUUCUGCCCUCCGGCUUUCAGCUUUCGUACUUGCUUCUCCAGAACUAUUUCUUGGUUCCCGCAAAACCCCAAUUGAUAUCGUGGUGAGGACAUGGGAGAUAUGGCUAACGCAGCUGAUGCGUCUGCCGGAAGCAAGAUCUUUGUCGGCGGUCUCGACAGAAGCGUCGAUGAAGGUGUUGUUCGUAGUUUCUUUCAGCAGUUUGGACCCGUGGUAGAGGUCCUCGUCAUGCGUGAUCCUCACAAUCAUCAAUCUCGUGGCUUUGGCUUUAUAACUUUCCAACGCGAUGACUCGGCAAAGCAAGUUCUCCAGAACCGUUAUCACGACAUGAUGGGGAAGCGGGUUGAAGUGAAAUCUGCCGUCCCCCGAGGUCAAGCUCCUCCUCCUCAGCGUGGCCCUCCCCGCAGCUCUCAAGGAUAUGGAUAUGGGCAACCAAGAGGUGGUCCGGGGCAGGGAGGACCUGGAGGCGGAUAUGGUUACGGUGCAAGCUAUGCAAACCCGCAACCGUAUUCUGGCAGCAACAACCCUUGGGGCCUAAAUUCCGGCUUCACAGAUCCAACCAGUAUGGGACCAGGACAGGGUCCGCACAGCGCACCACAGAAAGCCAACUAUGGCUACAGCAAGGAAUCUAGUGGCAUGUCCCAACAAGACCACGGAGUUAGUGGCAGUGGUCAUGCAACCGCGGCUCAUGGUUGGACUGAGCACACUGCGCCGGAAGGCUAUGUCUACUACUACAACAGCAAAUCUGGUGUGAGCCAGUGGGAACGCCCUGUUGAACUUGAUUUCCAGCAAGUCAGCUAAUCUUCGAGUCCGGAUUUUGUGCAAGCCCAGACCCUUAAAAUCCAUGCUUCCAGCAGAGUUACUAUCAAAAUCACAGUAUAUUUGCAGGAACAGUCAGUGAGUAGUAUUAGGUAUGUGGAUUUUAGCUGCACACCUAGCUUCCACCUGUUUUAGGGCACUAGCUUUAGCAUAUUCUUCGUGUUGCUGUUAGCACGCGAACAUGAAUGUUUCAUAAAAGAAAAUCAUUGUUGUCGUUCCCCUCGUAGGGAAACGUCUUCAGC
Messenger RNA from Micromonas pusilla CCMP1545, 1148 nucleotides. Its product is annotated as RNA recognition motif family protein. The coding region runs from base 190 to 888 and encodes 232 amino acids. Gene Ontology annotation, molecular function: mRNA binding; protein binding. Lineage: Eukaryota; Viridiplantae; Chlorophyta; Mamiellophyceae; Mamiellales; Mamiellaceae. The transcript has 4 exons. The record is from RefSeq and is a predicted model, not a curated record. Gene Ontology annotation, biological process: regulation of translation.